This is a messenger RNA of Oldenlandia corymbosa var. corymbosa, 1803 nucleotides long. Lineage: Eukaryota; Viridiplantae; Streptophyta; Magnoliopsida; Gentianales; Rubiaceae. The record is from the annotation of a GenBank genome assembly.
AUGUCUUUCACGGAGACAGUUCGUCUGAAAGUAUACUGGAAUACUACUUAUACAACUGAACCUGAUGGGACUAUUACAGUACAGCGGGAUGCGCCGAACAGUUAUCUUAUCAUUGAUCGUAUGUUAGAUUUCUCGGAACUUGUUAAUAAGGUAUGUGGUGUGAUGGAAGUUGAUAGAGAAGGGCUGUAUAUUGAUUUUUCUUUGGUGUGGACGAAGAGGUCAGGAAAAAGGUCUCGUGUGCACAUUAAUGAUGAUAACACUGUUCGGUUCAUUUAUCUUUGUACUGAUAAAUGGCCAGAAUCUUACCCUGAAAAUGUUGAGAGAAUAGGCCAUGUUUAUGCAAGUACAUCUGGCCAGGACAUUGGUGCCAGCACUAGUGGUGGUAGAACAGUUGAAGACAAUGAAGAUGAAGAUGGAGAUGAAGAUGAAGAUGAAGAUGGAGAUGAAGAUGAAAAUAAAGAUGAAGAUGAAGAUGAAGAUGGCGGGGGUGUCGAAAGCAGUGAUGAUGAUCCCAUAUGUUUUCGACUCGGUGGAUGGGACAAGACUUUAGAGGAAGUAGAUUGUGAUGGGAUUAAAAUGUGGGAUGGCAAUCCGUUGACGCUAGGCCUUGAUAUACAUUUCACCAACAAGCCUGAGGCACAAGCGGCAGCGGGAGAAUGGAACUUGGUACAUGGUCGGACUUUCCGGGUGAAAACGAGCUCUAAACGAACAUGGUAUGUCAAAUGCGAGACCUGUGGACCCAAAUAUCCGAAAGAGCGUCUUCACGGCUAUGAUUGCAUGUGGAAGGCGCGAGUUUCGCUACAGAAGGCCUCCGGUACUUGGAAAAUGGUGACUGGUUGCCCAAAAUGUGCAAGACAUCCAGAUUUUGCUGUUGCCCAAAUUCAAAUAGAAGUUUUGAAGAGGUACCAAGUCGAAUGUAGCUACAAGAAGGCAUGGCAUGGUAGAAGAAAAGCACUUGAGGCUCUGUAUGGUACAUGGGAAAGUAAUUUUCAACAACUGCCCAGCUUCCUUGAUGCAUUGUUCAUGUCAAACCCGGACAUCUGUAUGCAAUUCAAGUUUAAGAAAAAUUCAGGAAGCUCGCAAAGGUUUGCAAACAUUGAUAUGAUCCAGAAAUGUCAGAAUGUUCUACCUCCUAAGCCCAUGAAUUUGUAUGAAGGGGCCCGGAAGAAAUCAUUGAGGCAAAAGGUCAACCGGUUUAGCAAGAAAAACCAGAAGUACGAAGUGGUUACAAUAGCACAUGAUAAUCAACCAUGGAAGGCUGAGGAGAAGCAAGUUGUGCUCUAUGCAGAUCGAGAGUGCACUUGUGGAAGGUGGCAGACUUUCAGAUUUCCUUGUUCCCAUGCACUUCGAGUUGUCCGUGAGCUAGGUGACGACCCCUUCCCACUUUUUGAUCCAUGUUACACUACGCAGCAAUGGUACCAGCAGUUUUCUGGAGAAUUCAACCCAAUCAUGGAACCAUGGCCAAAGGCAACGUGGCAGAUCAGGCCAGAUGACACUAAACUUGUCCACCAUGCUGGCCGCGGUCGGAAGCGUGUGAAUCGGAAAAAAGGUGUGAUGGAUUAUACAAGCAAAUUUGGCCAGCGAAGACUCCAAACUUGCAGUUUAUGUAAACUACAGGGCCAUAAUGCCAGGGCUUGCCCAUAUGCGAGAGUUUGCGCACGAUGUGGAAGUUUAGAUCAUGAUGCUGUGGAAUGCCCAUUUUCUCAUCCACCUGCUGACAGGACCGCUAUUGAUAAACUUUAUGAUCCAUAUGGAAUUCGUGGUGUGCCUAAUAUCAAUUCUGAUGAUUCUGAUGAUGCAUAG